AUGAUUAUUACUGAAAUCAAUUCAAAAGACCCUAUUGUUAAUAUAGACUAUCACGAUUAAUAAUCAGAUGAAAUAGAAAAUAAAGUAAGGCAUUUAAUUAAGUAGAGUCCAAAUGAAUUUAUUGUAGUGGAGGUAGAAAAACGACAGGAAUAAUCCGAAUUGUAAGAGAUCUAUGAAGAAUAAUUAGACAAAUAAUAAUUAAAGCUUAAGGAAAUGGAGAGAUAAGAAAGAAUCAAAAAGUACUUUGUCAAGAUCAUUAUCAACUAGAAUACCAAUCACUUUGAAAAGAUAGCUCUCUACAAUUAAUGAAUUGUCAGACUAAUCCAUUAAUAAUAGUUGUUCUCCUCAAAUUGAUAUGGAUCAUCAUCAUACUAAAAAAUAACAGAAAGAUGUAUGAAUCAAUAAACUAAAUAGUUUUUAUUUUAAAUAUAGGAAGAAAAUAAAUAAACAGAACCUAGAUAAGUUGAUAAGUAAAAAUAGCAAAAAAAGAAAUUUAAAAAGAAAAAGAAGAAAAAGUAACUAUCUCGUGAAUUAACUUAAUCUUCUCUUCCUAUUCCUGAGAUAAAAUAUUAAUAAAACAUGAAUUUUAAGUUUUAUUUUAAAGAUUAGAGAAUAGAUUGUAGUUGGAAAUUAUUAUUUAGUUAUUUUACGAUAAUAAUUUUAAGUAAUAUCACACUUUAGACAAUUGAAAUAAUAAGGUAUUCUUAAAGUGUGUGUAAAUUAAUGGGAAUCGAUAAUAUGUUUGUAUAUGCUAAUUAAUUAUUCUAUAUUUUGGGUAAAAUUGGAUUGCUUAGCUUAAAUUAUUAAGAAUUUACAAAUACAUUACCUACUAAAUCAAAAAUUCCGUUAUUCAAUGCAGUUAUUUUUAGCUCAAUUUUUGUUGUGUUAUCAAUGCCUUUAUAUGUUUUUGAUUUUGUAUUAUGUUAACCUAGAAAUAGAUUGAUAACACUUUAAGAAAGUCUUCAUAUAUUAAGGUUUUUUGAUUGGGGAGUAAUUUCAGUAUUGGCAAUAAUUAUUAUAAUGCAUUCAUGUUUAAAGAUUACAAUGAAGAAGAAAACUUGGAAAACAUUGAAGUAAAUCAUUUCAAAAUAAAUAGAAAAUUUCUUAAAGUGAUAUAUUAUCUGUUAUUACUUCUUGUACAUAUACUACAAGUAUUGGUUACUGUGACAUAAUCUUUUUAAUCCUAUUUACCUGCUAUGAUAAUGGAAAAUUUUUACCUUUGUUUUUCUAUAUUUGCUAUGAUCUAUUUAUCAAUAAGAAAAUAUUGUUUUCAUCUUGAACCUUUUCAAUUUACACAUUAAAAAUUAUAAAAUGAACCAAUGAUAUUAAUUUAAGAUGAAAAGAUAAAUAAUUGGGGAUAAGAAGAGAAAUUUUUAGAUAAUGACUCAAUUAAAUUGAGUAAAAGAAUAAAAUUGAGUCCUACAUCAAGUUAAUUCAAUAGUCUUUAAAUUACUCAAAUUGGUUUUCUGGCUAAAAAAGACUGA
Paramecium pentaurelia is the source of this 1484-nucleotide messenger RNA. Lineage: Eukaryota; Ciliophora; Oligohymenophorea; Peniculida; Parameciidae. The record is from the annotation of a GenBank genome assembly.